CCGCGGCGUCCCUGUGUCCCCUGAGCGAAACGUCAUGGAGAGGCCGGCGCCCUUGGCGGUGCUGCCCUUCUCGGAUCCCGCGCACGCCCUGAGCCUCCUGCGCGGCUUGAGCCAACUCCGCGCGGAGCGCAAGUUUCUGGAUGUGACUCUGGAGGCGGCGGGAGGGCGCGACUUCCCGGCGCACCGCGCCGUGCUGGCCGCCGCCAGCCCCUACUUCCGCGCCAUGUUCGCGGGGCAGCUGCGCGAGAGCCGCGCCGAGCGGGUGCGCUUGCACGGCGUGCCUCCCGACAUGCUGCAGCUGCUGCUGGACUUCAGCUACACGGGCCGCGUGGCGGUGAGCGGCGACAACGCCGAGCCUCUGCUGCGCGCCGCCGACCUGCUGCAGUUCCCGGCCGUGAAGGAGGCGUGCGGCGCUUUCCUGCAGCAACAGCUCGACCUGGCCAACUGCCUGGACAUGCAGGACUUCGCCGAGGCCUUCAGUUGCGCGGGGCUGGCGAGCGCGGCGCAACGCUUCAUCCUGCGCCACGUGGGCGAGCUGGGCGCCGAACAGCUGGAGCGGCUGCCGCUAGCACGUCUGCUGCGUUACCUGCGCGACGACGGGCUCUGCGUGCCCAAGGAGGAGGCCGCCUACCAGCUGGCACUGCGCUGGGUGCGCGCCGACCCGCCGCGCCGCGCCGCGCACUGGCCGCAGCUGCUGGAGGCCGUGCGUCUCCCCUUCGUGCGCCGCUUCUACCUGUUGGCACACGUCGAGGCCGAGCCGCUGGUGGCGCGCUGCCCGCCCUGUCUGCGCCUGUUGCGCGAAGCGCGCGACUUCCAGGCGGCGCGCUACGACCGUCACGACCGCGGCCCGUGUCCCCGCAUGCGUCCGCGCCCCUCUACCGGCCUGGCCGAGAUCCUCGUGCUGGUGGGAGGCUGCGACCAGGACUGCGACGAGCUGGUCACCGUCGAUUGCUAUAACCCACAAACGGGCCAGUGGCGCUACCUGGCUGAGUUCCCCGACCACUUGGGAGGGGGCUACAGCAUCGUUGCGCUGGGCAACGACAUCUACGUGACUGGCGGAUCUGAUGGCUCCCGGUUGUAUGAUUGCGUGUGGAGGUACAAUUCCAGUGUAAAUGAGUGGACUGAGGUGGCGCCCAUGUUGAAGGCUCGAGAGUACCACAGCUCCUCUGUGCUGGAUGGGCUGCUGUACGUGGUGGCUGCUGACAGCACGGAACGCUACGAUCACACCACCGACUCCUGGGAGGCCCUGCAGCCCAUGACCUAUCCCAUGGACAACUGCUCCACCACCGCCUGCCGUGGCAGGCUGUACGCCAUUGGCUCCCUGGCUGGCAAGGAGACCAUGGUAAUGCAGUGCUACCAUCCAGACAAUGACCUGUGGUCCCUGGUGGACUGUGGCCAACUCCCACCCUGGUCCUUUGCACCCAAGACUGUGACUCUGAAUGGACUCAUGUACUUUGUCAGGGAUGACUCUGCUGAAGUGGAUGUAUACAACCCCACAAAAAAUGAAUGGGACAAGAUCCCAUCUAUGAACCAGGUGCAUGUGGGGGGCAGCCUGGCCGUCCUGGGAGGAAAGCUCUAUGUAUCUGGAGGAUAUGACAAUACAUUUGAACUCUCGGACGUGGUGGAGGCAUAUGACCCUGAGACCCGGGCAUGGAGUGUGGUAGGACGGCUUCCAGAACCCACCUUCUGGCAUGGCAGUGUCAGCAUCUUCCGCCAGUUCAUGCCGCAGACACCUGCAGGGGGGCGUGGCUUUGAGCUGGACAGUGUCAGCAAUGACAUGGAUGUAGGCCGACACCAGCCAUCACAGAACCCUGAGGAGCUACACUAGCCCUGGCCUGGCCCAGGGAGGGCCUUGGUGCAGGGGGAUCUGGUACCUGUGCACUGAAUACCUGGGAUCACCAAGCAGAACGCAGGCUCGUGGGUGCUGUGUGAGUCCCAGGAUGCAUCAAUGUGGACAUUUUUGUGCCUGUGAGUCUGAGUCACAGCUGCUGGGCUGGAGCCAGUGGUGACCACUCCUCCUGUGGACAAGGAAGAAUGAUGUCCCUGCUGACAUCUCUGCCUCCCAGAGAUCAUUUCCAGCCUGUGGCAUGCAGAAGUGACCUAUGCAGUGCACCUCUCCCUGCUGCCACUACCUGGGCUUGCUGCUCCCAUCUUUGGAGCAAAGGGCAAGGGUCCCCCUGAUUGUUUGAAGACAUCCUGGCCUGGAACACUGGGACCAGGUAGAUGAUGGCCACAAUGGAAUUCCAAACUCCACACAUCCAGUACUGCAGGUCCCUGUGGCCAGCUCCCCAAGUAGAAGGGUAUCUGCUCACCUACCUUCGCAUCUCUACUAGGAUCUCACCAACAGGGUGGGCUUCCCAGAAUUGACAACAGGGCUGGGGAAACUGAGCCAUGGUGGGAGCCCAAAGGGGGUUCUAGAGGGGCCCAUUGAGCUUUCUGUUUAUGGAGGACUUCGGUGUCUAUGGUAGGUGCUGGCUAUCUUCCCCAGGCAAGGAGACUUUUCAUAGGGUCAUCCCAGGCCAGCAGAGGGUGAAAUUCUGCAAUGCAAGGUCAUGACUCCUUGGGUGUCUGUCACUGAUGCCCAGCCAGGCAGGCAGUUGCUGGAUCUGGAGUGAAGAAUCCUCCUGUUUCUAAAGUAAGCCUUGGGGCAGUGAUGGUCCCAGUGGUUGGUUCUGGGUUUGAAAUGUUUCCAGUUUGGCCUAUACAGAGCCAGAGUGAUAGAUCAGCUGGCUCUGUCUUUCAGAUCCACAAAGCAUCAUUGCAGAACUCUGCCAAAAUGAGUCCCUGGUUUUCACUGGAGGGUUUGUGGAUUGGGAGGCUGGGGCCUCUUGAGGUACUGCUAUCUCUCUUUGGCUUUGUUAUCCCCAUUUCUGAAAAAGAGGGUGUUACAACAUUUUGUUGGGAGAGGUGACAGCAAAUGCACAGAGUUGCCUUUUCCCAGUGAACUAACAUGGGCAGUCCAGGGUCAGAAUAGUCUCAAUGGUGUCAUGUCCCUCCAGCCCCUCUUGGACAGGUGUGAGAGGGUGGGUAUGCCUUAUUCCUCCCAAGUGCCUGCCUGCUCCUUGUUUCAUGACUUGCUUUGUAGAUGUCAUUGUGUUGGGUGAGAAAAUUAGGUUCUAAAAUGUGUUGCUGGGUGCCUGGCACUAGGAAAAGGCUGGGCAUGAAGGGGGUAGUACUAUCCCAGCUCAGGCUCACUGUUAUCUUUAGAGUCCUUGUGGGAAUGAGCAGCAGUGUCCAAGGUAUUGUGGCUUGUUCAUGGGUACUGUCAGCCCAGCCCUUUCUCAGGCCCAUCCUACCCACCUCCACAGCCAAGUGAACCCUUUUGGGGAGCUGCUGAGGCCAGCCAGGUGUGUUGGACUCCGGGGAUCUUUUCCAUCAGCAGCUGAGGCAUGGUAAGGUGAGGUCCCUAGCAUGUACCAGGCACCAAAGUUCAAUGCUAGAUGAAGUGUAAUGUCCAGUCAACUUGGGGACAGGGCCACUGUUGUCAUGACUUCUUAGGGAUUGGCUGAGAGGCUUUAAGCUCUAGAUUCCUAUGUUGCUGUGAUCCAAAUACUGUGUUUUGGUGGCCACUUACAUAGGGCCUGUGCAGGAAAAGCUUGGGUUUGCAUCUCUCUGCGACUGCGCCUGAGCCCCCCAGGUCUCCACUAUCACAACACCCUCCUUUUGGAUUUAAAAGGCCAAGGAUGGAAAAGAGCAGGCAUCAGAUUCUGCUGUUCCAUGGGCUCCAGGCUGUAGUUCCCACCACAUAGAUGUUUGGGACUGAUGCUGAGCCACCUGGGGAUGUUGCUACAUGUCACGUGUACAAAGCUUUUAUCCUUUAAGGUGAAAUUAAGUUAUGAAAAGUUCCCUGGGUAUUUAAUGCUGAUUCUGUAUUUUAUAUUUAUAUGACUUCAGAGAUGUAGGUAAUAAAGGUCACCUUCCUCCAGUGACCACUGUCCAGUCAGGUUUGCAUAUUUAUUUUUGAUUAUUCUACAGGCUUACAUGUCCAGAAUCCUAAAGCAGAUGCCUUCAAUUCCUUUUGAAAUAAAAAGUAUUUCCUGUA
Messenger RNA from Jaculus jaculus (lesser Egyptian jerboa), 4042 nucleotides. It is a transcript of the gene Klhl21, whose product is annotated as kelch like family member 21. The transcript is spliced from 4 exons. Lineage: Eukaryota; Metazoa; Chordata; Mammalia; Rodentia; Dipodidae. Gene Ontology annotation, molecular function: protein binding. Gene Ontology annotation, biological process: protein ubiquitination. The record is from RefSeq and is a predicted model, not a curated record. Bases 35 to 1828 code for a protein of 597 amino acids.